Molecule: messenger RNA, 3426 nt
Organism: Fusarium tjaetaba
Lineage: Eukaryota; Fungi; Ascomycota; Sordariomycetes; Hypocreales; Nectriaceae
Product: acetoacetate ligase
Exons: 6
Coding region: 1-3426 (1141 amino acids)
Cellular component (GO): cytosol
Molecular function (GO): acetoacetate-CoA ligase activity
Source: RefSeq, a predicted model, not a curated record
AUGACGACCGAAUCAGAGCCUACCAUUCAACGCCUUUCUGCCCCUCCAGGCAAUCCUAAUGAGCCAUAUGUGGUUCCUUGUUUUGAGGGCGAGUUAUGGACUAUCCCAGCAAGCAACUCGGUCAUGCGAAUGCUGGUGACAGGCCACGAGACAAACAAGACAUUCGCUGUUGUAGGAACUGGAGGCCUUGAAGACGAGCCAGUUCCUUUCCACUAUCACGAUGUCGCGCAUGACAUUUUCCUCUGCCUCAAAGGCCGAGUUCGGGUGUGGGCUGAAGACCAAGCUCGAGAGCUUGGACCUGGCGACUUUGCCAGUGUUCCGCCGGGAACCGUCCAUCGUUAUCAUAUGCCGUACCGAUAUCACACGGAGGUCGUUGGAUUGAUUAUACCUGGAGACUGGGAGGAGUACUUUCGCUUCAUCUCUGAGCGAUACGCAGGCUCCUUGUUUCCUACGAACGACCGACGAGAUCGAGCAAAGAUACUGUUCCCGAAGCUGAUGGCAGCUUCGGACCAGUUUGACAUGACUAUUGUCCCAGAAAAGCAGGCGUUCGAACCACAGCCGUGGGACGGCAGUGAGAACAAGCUGCCUGGAGCUAUGGCGAAAGGCGGAUACUUCCUCCGCGACGGCGAGGGCGAUCGCUGGGAACUCUGCGGCACGGUGGUAAGACCGAUGGCAACUUUGAAGGAAACAGGCGACAAGUUUACUGUCUAUGAUAUCUCCUCCAGCAUCCACUUCAACAAGACGAGCUUCAAGUGGGCCGUCCAGUUCAAAGACACACACCAUGCGGUCUAUGCUCUCAUGGGUAAAUGGGCCCUGAUUGUUGGCAAUAAAACGUCUGAAUUGGCAGCUGGGGAAACAGGUUUCGUACCUGCAGGCUGUGCUUUCCGGCUCGAGCCGUCCGCAGCGUAUGCCCGUGCCUAUGUCUUCGCCAAUGGCGGUGGAUAUGGUCAAGUCUUGACGAGCCUGGGAACCCUUUAUGAUGAUAUUCUGGUGCCGCAGUUGGAUCAGGUGAAGAAAUGGACUCAAGAUAUUGCCGGAAUUCAAAGUUUGGAGAAGGAAACGGAUCCAUCGAAUCUUAUUUCAACGAAAACACUCAACCGUGCAUCCAUUCGCAUUAUGUCUCCUCAGCUAGUCAUAGAGACUGACUUCUCAAGCUCCGAAGAGCUAUGGCGACCAUCCUCAAUGGAAGCCACCAGUAUGUGGCGGUUCAUGCAAAAUGUCAAUCAGAAGCGGCACAAAGCUAUGAAGACCUACCAGGACUUGUACAACUGGUCCGUUGGUCCCGACAGCACCCAAUUCUGGGCAGACCUCUGGGAUGAGGCCCGUCUCAUCCACGAAGGAACAUAUACCCAGGUAGUGGAUGAGACUGAGAGAAUGGACAAGAUCCCUCGAUGGUUCCAAGGUAUCAAGCUGAACUUUGCCGAGAACAUCCUUUAUAGCGCAGACCCCAAAGAUGCCUCUCGCUCAAUCACUUUGGGCAAGGAAGAUGACAAAAUCGCCUUGAUUGCUGCCAGGGAGCCGACAGUAUCUGAGAAGACAUCGCAACCAAUCAUUUCUGGCAGUAUCGAAGUCACUUGGGGUCAUUUGCGUCGGCGUGUUGCUCUAACUGCUGGUGCAUUACGUGCUCGAGGCUGUCGUCGCGGAGACCGAGUUGCUGCUGUCGCCAGCAAUUCAAUCGAUACACUGGUCUUGUUAUUGGCUACGACAGCUAUUGGCUCUAUAUUCAGCAGUAUGAGCACUGAUCUCGGAGCGCCAGCGAUUCUUGAUCGACUUGGACAGAUACAACCACGCCUCAUCUUUGUCGAUGACAUAGCGAUAUAUAAUGGAAAGACAAUGGAUCUAUCCCAGUUGUCGAUUCAAUUACUUGACGGGCUUACAGCCCAGACAGAAUUCGAGGGCGUUAUUAUUCAGUCUGUAAGCGGCGAUACAUCACCUCUCAGCCAAGAGAUGCAAGCGAUGAACCAACGCAGCACGGCAAAAUGGUCACCAUUUGAGGUGCUUCGAGACUUCCUAUCCCGAGGCAGCAAUUCAGAAACCAAUUCCGCUCCAUUUGAGAGGUUGGACUUCUGUGAACCCUUCUUGAUUGUGUACAGCAGUGGAACGACAGGAAAACCCAAGUGCAUCACCCACUCAACCGGUGGUGUUCUCCUUAAUGCGAUAAAGGAAGGCCAUCUGCAUCAGAAUUAUGGGCCAGAUACGAUCUGCUUGAACUUCUCUUCGGUAGGGCUAAAAAAAAAAACCCUUUCUUCGAGAAUCAAGAUUCAGGUCACUAACGGUGUCCCCAAGACCAGCUGGAUUGUCUAUAUUCUCACAGUUGUCGUCCUGCUGCAUGGGUCGCGAAUUGUGCUCUACGAUGGAUCACCGCUUUUCCCCGAUUGCCAAUCAUUCAUUCGUCUUCUGGAAAGGCAAAGGGUUACCGACUUUGGAACGUCCCCUCGCUGGCUAGCUAGCUGCCAGAAGCAGAACGUUUCUCCACGAGCUAUUGCAGACUUGUCAUCACUCAGGACGGUAACCUCAACUGGCAUGGUGCUCACAGACGAUCAGUUCAAGUGGUUUUACAACGACGCGUUCCCCCCCCAUGUUCAGCUCUGCAACGUUAGCGUUCCCCCCCAUGUUCAGCUCUGCAACGUUAGUGGAGGAACAGACAUGGCCGGAGCACUAGCCAUGAACAACCCUUUAACUCCAGUGUUCUUGGGAGGAUUUCAGUGCCGCCCGCUCGGGAUGGCAGUAAAUGCAUAUGAGCUCUCGCAGGGCAGCAACAGCGAAGACUUGGAAGCUCCCGAGAAACGAGUUCCAAUCGUAGAAGGCGAGCCGGGGGAGCUUGUAGUAACGAAGCCGUUUCCGAACAUGCCCCCUUUCUUCUGGGGUGAUGCUGAUGGACGAGAGUAUUUUAGGGCAUACUUCAACGUCUUUGACAGUGUCUGGCGCCAUGGCGAUGUCAUCAAGAUCAACAAAGCCACUGGGCGUGUUUUCAUCCUGAGCCGGUCAGAUGGCAUUUUGAACCCCGACGGUAUCCGUUUUGGUCCAUCCGACAUAUACUCUGUGGUCGAGUCAAAAUUCACUUCGCAAAUUCAGGACUCCGUGUGUGUCGGUGCUCGUCUUUCACGAGAGUCGCAAUCGGAAAUAGUCAUCUUGUUUGUGGUGACGAAACCUGGCCACAAGCUCACGCAUUAUUUAGAUGCACAACUGAGAAAAGAAAUUCUCAAAGCCUACAGCAAAAGGCAUGUGCCUGGAACGAUAGUAGAAGUUCCUGAGAUCCCGAUAACUCGAAAUGGAAAGAAGGCAGAAGUCAUCGUCAAACAAAUAGUCUCUGGGCAGACGAUCACGUCAGCUUCCGGCCUAGCCAAUCCUGAAAGCUUAGAGGCCUUCAAGAAGUUUGCUGCGCAAAUGACUUCUGGAGCCCAAAGAAAGGAGAGCAAGUUGUAA